Molecule: messenger RNA, 387 nt
Organism: Zophobas morio
Lineage: Eukaryota; Metazoa; Arthropoda; Insecta; Coleoptera; Tenebrionidae
Product: B1 protein-like
Exons: 2
Coding region: 1-387 (128 amino acids)
Molecular function (GO): odorant binding
Source: RefSeq, a predicted model, not a curated record
AUGAAUUUAGCUGCGGUUUUUUUCGUGUCGUUGUUUGUCUUCGUCCAGUGUGACGAUGACAAUAUUACCUACGCUGACGUUGUCAAACCUUGCAAAGAAAAGUCAGGAAUUACUGACGAAAUCCUGGUUAACGCUUCUAAAGGGAAUUACGACAACCCAAAACUAGAAACAUUCUUACUGUGUAGUCACAAAGCUCUUGGGUUUCAAAAUGAAGCAGGACAGAUACAAAUUGAUGCUGUGGAAAGAGUGCUAAAGAAGUCGGCUUUUCCUGUAACGCAGGUACAGAAAGUUGUACAACAAUGCAACUCCAACAAGGCUACUCCAGGCGAAACGGCAAUAGAGUUUUCAAAAUGUAGUAAAGCUAUCUUGCAUCCAAAACCACAAUAA